UCUCGUUUCUCCGAUUCUUCCAUAACGCGGUUCGUUUUGUUAUUUAAAUGGAGAUUAUGGAACUUCAGUGAUCAUCAACGACCCUAUCUUUCCAAACCUGUUUUAAUCAUUUCAUGGCGCCAAGAAAGAUGAAGUUGCAGGUGGUUUCAGCACAGGAGAAGGAUAUGAAAGUGAGGGUGCAGUUCCAACGAGUGAAACCAAAGAUGGGGAAGAGAAAAGAAAAAGGCGAAUGCUUGAGAGAGGAGCAAAGGGAAACAAGAGUGAAAUUUGGAGAGAUGGAAAGACAAUGCGAUCGACUGAAAGAAGAAACUGAAAUGAUGAUCAGACAAACAGCCAGGACUCAGAUGAAGAUAGCUUUGAUGUUCAAUAUCUUGAAAGCUCGGGAAGGUGGAGACUUGAUUGAAGCCGCUGAGCUCACUAUGUUUCUUCGAGAAAUUGUGGCCAAGGAAAGAGCAAGUUCGAAGGACGGUAAAAAAUGAAAAAUGCAGGUGGAUUUUGUGAUACAAGUGUUUUGGUAUAUAUGUAAACGAAGAACUUGAAGGUUGAAGUUUGAUGUGGGAGUGAUGAAGUCAAUUAGCAUGGUCUGGUUUUUUUUCGUAUCUUUGUUGCUGCACUUCACCUUGAGGUGCUUCGUUUGUUUUGUUAAGGGUUUGCUACUUGA
Molecule: messenger RNA, 661 nt
Organism: Hibiscus syriacus
Lineage: Eukaryota; Viridiplantae; Streptophyta; Magnoliopsida; Malvales; Malvaceae
Exons: 2
Coding region: 114-479 (121 amino acids)
Source: RefSeq, a predicted model, not a curated record